AUGUUGUCAAUAACGCUUGCUAUCAUCGUCCUUUUUUUAACUGUUGUGUAUUUUUAUUUUAAAUCAGUCUAUUUUACAUUACGUGGUCCAAUACCUGGUAUUCCACCACAAUUUCUGUUCGGUAACUUACUUCAAGCUGGAAUAAUUUCACGAAAAUCAGUACAGCUACCAGAUGUUUUUACACAAUUCCAUGCUAGAUUUGGGGACGUCUAUCAGUUUUGGUAUGGUUCCAUGCGUUUAAUAAUGAUUAAUAGUCUUGAAGAUGCACAACAUAUAUUUUCUAAUAGACAUAUUUAUGAUCAAGGAGAUAUUUUUACUGAAAAUAUGAAAUUAAUGAAUCCAAAUGGAAUUAUUUGCUUGAAAGGUGCUCAAUAUAAACGACAUGCUAGUGUUAUAAGUUCAUUAUUUCGUCGUGGAAAAAUUCUUGUUCAUUUGGACACAAUUAUUGAUUGUACAGAUAAAUUAUUAGAUAGAUGGCGUAUUCAUUAUAAUGAUCCAACCAAAAUUCAUUUGAAUAUGAUAGAACAAUCACAACAAUUAUUAUUAGCUAUAUUUGGUUUCAUUGCUUUUAAUUAUGAUCUAGAAACACUUGAUGACAAUUCAGAAGAUAGUAAAAAUGAAUUGACUCAAGCAUUUUAUUCAUUAUUAAAUACAAUGCAAAUAGUAUUUCAGUUACCAAAAUUUUUGGGACGAGUCUUUCUCUUUUUAAAUUUUAAAGCCCGACGAGCACGAACAAUUAUUGAUCGAUAUCUAGAAAAAAUGAUCGAACAAGAAUUAAAUACAACAAUUAAUAUGAGAAUAGAACGUAAACGAACAUGUUUUAUUGCGUCACUAGUUACUUCUCUACAAGAAGAUGAAAAACUUGAAGCAACUAAACCGGAAGAAGAAAAAAAAGGACUUUCACGAAUAGAAGUCAUGCAUGAAAUGCUUGCAUUUCUUUCUGCCGGUUAUGGCACAACAUCAACAGCACUUUCUUGGUUUAUUCAUUUUAUGAGUAAAAAUCCAGAAGUACAAAAGAAAAUAAAACAAGAACUUUCAGAAUAUAAUGGUCAACGUCUUUCAAUCGAACAGACUGAUUCACUUAUUUAUUUAGAUUGUGUUCUUCGUGAAGUAUUUCGUUUAGCAGGGCCAGUAUCAGGCACUGUUCGAACAUUAACUACUGAUGAUCAAUUACCUAAAAGUGGAUUUCAAUUAAAAAAAGGAGAAUCAGUUAUGAUUUCAUUCUAUGCUUUAGCAAGAGAUAAACGUUAUUGGGCCGACUUAUAUGAUCUAAAUGAAUUUCAUCCUGAAAGAUAUUUAAAUGAUCCAGAUCAUAAAAAUAAUCUAUCAGCAUUAAUGGUAUUUGGUGGUGGACAUAGACAAUGCAUAGGUCAAGAUUUAGCUCGAUUUGAAUUAAAAGUUAUUUGUGCUAGACUUAUGCAAUUUGUUACAUUUGGUGAUGGUGGUCCUGAACUUAAUGCUGGAGGAUAUGAUGUUACGGAUACGGUUAAACCAAAAAAACUUGCUGUCACUAUAACCUUUGAUUAA
Molecule: messenger RNA, 1527 nt
Organism: Rotaria sp. Silwood1
Lineage: Eukaryota; Metazoa; Rotifera; Eurotatoria; Philodinida; Philodinidae
Source: the annotation of a GenBank genome assembly